Molecule: messenger RNA, 20849 nt
Organism: Haliotis rubra (blacklip abalone)
Lineage: Eukaryota; Metazoa; Mollusca; Gastropoda; Lepetellida; Haliotidae
Molecular function (GO): oxidoreductase activity
Source: RefSeq, a predicted model, not a curated record
UUGCACAAGACGUUAUGUGGCUGGUUCACUUUCUGCUCGUCGCUUUGGCGACGGGGGCUGGAGCAGACAACGUCGUCAGAAAGGACGUCAGUCAUCUCACGGAUGACGAGGUGCAAGCUCUUCACGGCGCCCUCCAUGACCUCACUGAAGCAACAGGGCCAAUGAGUGUCAGAGAAAUAACAACCUACCAUGCUGCGCCCGCCUCGUGUGAGUACAAGGGACGGAAGAUUGCCUGCUGCGUCCACGGUAUGCCCAGCUUCCCCUUUUGGCACAGGGCUUAUGUAGUCCAGGCCGAGCGGGCACUGCUGUCCCAACGGAAGACCGUAGGAAUGCCUUACUGGGAUUGGACGCAAACGCUCACUCACCUACCCUCUAUUGUGACUGAACCCAUCUACAUUGACAGCAAAGGUGGAAAGGCUCAAACCAAUUACUGGUACCGGGGUGAGAUUGCGUUCAUCAACAAGAAGACUGCAAGGGCAGUAGAUGAUCGGCUUUUCGAGAAGGUGGAGCCCGGUCACUACACACACCUUAUGGAGACUGUCCUCGAUGCUCUCGAACAGGACGAAUUCUGUAAAUUCGAAAUCCAGUUCGAGUUGGCUCAUAACGCUAUCCAUUACUUGGUGGGCGGGAAUUUCGAAUAUUCAAUGUCAAACUUGGAAUACACCUCCUACGACCCCAUCUUCUUCCUCCAUCACUCCAACGUUGACCGUAUCUUCGCCAUCUGGCAGCGUCUUCAGGAACUGAGGGGAAAGAAUCCCAACGCAAUGGAUUGUGCACACGAUCUCUCUCGCCAGCAACUCCAACCCUUCAACAGGGAUUCCAAUCCAGUCCAGCUCACCAAGGACCAUUCGAGACCCGUUGACCUCUUUGAUUACAAACAGCUUGGAUACAGCUACGAUAGCUUAUACCUGAAUGGAAUGUCGCCAGAAAAGUUGAAAUCAGAACUAGACGAACGCCACUCCAAAGAACGUGCAUUUGCAAGCUUCCGACUAAGUGGCUUUGGAGGUUCUGCCAACGUGGUUGUAUAUGCAUGUAUCCCUGGUGACGAUCCACGCAGCGAUGACUACUGCGAGAAAGCGGGAGACUUCUUCAUUCUGGGAGGCGCAAGCGAGAUGCCGUGGAAAUUCUACAGACCCUUCUUCUUUGAUGUAACUGAUGCGGUACAUCGCCUUGGAGUGCCGCUAAGUGGCCACUACUAUGUGAAAGCAAACCCCUUCAGCGUGAAUGGCACAUCACUUUCCCCUGAUCUUGUUCCUCAACCAACUGUUGCUUACCGACCUGGGAAAGGUCACCUUGACCCACCAGUGCAUCAUCGCCACGAUGACGACCUUAUUGUUCGGAAGAAUAUAGAUCAUUUGACUCGUGAAGAGGAAUACGCGUUGAGGAGGGCUCUGGAGAGAUUUCAGGCGGACACAUCCGUUGAUGGGUACCAGGCUACUGUGGAGUACCAUGGCCUUCCUGCUCGUUGUCCGCAACCAGAUGCAAAAGUCAGGUUCGCCUGUUGUAUGCAUGGCAUGGCCUCCUUCCCUCACUGGCACAGGUUGUUUGUUACCCAGGUAGAAGAUGCUCUUGUAAGGCGUGGGUCUCCUAUUGGUGUUCCUUACUGGGACUGGACAAAACCUAUGACUCACCUCCCAGAGUUGGCAUCAGAUGCGACCUACAUAGACCCCCAUGGACACAUACAUCAUAAUCCAUUCUACAAUGCAAAUAUAUCUUUUGCGGAGGGACACCAUCACACGAGCAGGUCAAUAGAUUCAAGAUUGUUUGCUCCAGCAGCUUAUGGGGAUCAUACACAUCUGUUUGAUGGAAUCCUGUACGCAUUUGAGCAGGAAGAUUUCUGCGACUUUGAGAUCCAGUUUGAGUUAGUCCAUAACUCAAUUCAUGCCUGGAUAGGGGGCUCCGAAGAUUACUCCAUGGCCACCCUUCAUUACACAGCUUUUGAUCCGAUUUUCUACCUUCAUCAUUCCAAUGUCGAUCGUCUAUGGGCAAUCUGGCAAGCUCUUCAAAUCAGGAGACAUAAGCCAUAUCAAGCCCACUGCGCACAGUCUGUAGAGCAGACGCCAAUGAAGCCAUUUGCCUUCUCAUCACCUCUUAACAACAACGAGAAGACACAUAGUCAUUCUAUCCCGACUGAUAUUUAUGACUAUGAGGAAGAGCUACAUUAUAGUUAUGAUGAUCUAACUUUUGGUGGGAUGAACCUUGACGAAAUUGAAGAAGCUAUACAUCUCAGACAACAGCAUGAACGAGUCUUUGCAGGAUUUUUCCUUGGUGGAAUAGGGAAAUCUGCACUUGUUGAUAUCUUCAUAAAAAAAACAGGGUCUGAACCGCACAAAGCUGGAGAUUUUGCCAUUCUUGGCGGUGCCAAGGAAAUGCCUUGGGCGUUUGACCGCGUGUAUAAGGUUGAAAUAACUGACGCUUUAAAGAUACUUUCGCUUGAAGUCGAUGGGGACUAUGAAGUCACUUUUACUAUUCAUGAUAUGCAUGGAAACGAACUUGAUACAGACCUGAUUCCACACGCAGCAGUUAUAUCUGAGCCAGCUCAUCCUUCCUUUGAGGAUGAAGCGCACAGCUUACGUAUCAGAAAAAACGUUGACAGCUUGACUCCUGAAGAAACAAAUGAGCUGCGUAAAGCCCUGGACCUUCUUCAAAAGGAUCAUUCUGCUGGUGGAUUCAAUCAGCUUGGCGCCUUCCAUGGAGAGCCUAAAUGGUGCCCUAAUCCUGAAGCCGAGCACAAGGUUGCCUGCUGUGUUCAUGGCAUGGCUGUUUUCCCACACUGGCACAGGCUUCUUGCUCUCCAAGCGGAGAAUGCUCUCAGAAAGCAUGGGUACAGUGGUGCCUUACCAUACUGGGAUUGGACCCGUCCAGUUUCCAAACUUCCUGAUCUGGUUGCUCAUGAGCAUUUUACAGAUCCUUCUGACCAUCACGAGAAACAUAAUCCGUGGUUCAAUGGCCAUAUUGAUACAGUUAAUCAUAAUACCACGAGAAGCGUACGGUCGGAUCUAUAUCAACAACCUGAAUUUGGACAUUUCACAGAUAUUGCUCAACAAGUCCUCUUAGCAUUAGAACAAGAUGAUUUCUGUUCUUUUGAAGUACAGUAUGAGAUUUCACAUAAUUUCAUCCAUGCACUUGUAGGAGGAACAGACCCAUAUGGAAUGGCAUCACUGAGAUAUACAGCAUACGAUCCACUCUUUUUCUUGCAUCAUUCAAAUACCGACAGGAUCUGGGCGAUUUGGCAGUCCCUGCAAAAAUACAGAGGCAAACCAUACAACACCGCCAACUGUGCCAUUGCAUCUAUGAGGAGACCCCUGGAGCCAUUUGGACUGAGCAGUGACAUUAACCCUGACAUAAUCACCAGGGAGCAUGCCAUACCGUUUGAUGUCUUCAACUAUAAGGAUAAUUUCCAUUACGUAUAUGAUACCUUGGAAUUUAAUGGUUUGUCAAUUUCACAACUUAAUCGAGAGCUUGAUAAAAUCAAGAGUCACGAAAGAGUAUUUGCUGGAUUCUUGUUGUCGGGAAUUAAAAAAUCUGCUCUUGUGAAAUUUGAAGUCUGUACACCACCUGAUCAUUGCCAUAAAGCAGGAGAGUUUUACCUACUCGGGGACGAAAACGAGAUGGCUUGGGCCUAUGACCAACUUUUCAAGUAUGAUAUUACUCACGUUCUGGAAGAAAACCAUCUACACUUUUAUGAUAAUAUCUUCAUUCACUACGAAGUCUUUGAUCUUAAAGGAACGAGUUUAGGAACUGACCUGUUCCAUACAGCAAAUGUGAUCCAUGAUAAAGGCACAGGCACCCGUGAACAUCAUACCUAUGUUGAAGAAGUAACUGGGGCCAGCCAUAUCAGGAAAAACUUGAAUGACCUUAACACCGGAGAAAUGGAAAGCCUUAGAGCUGCUUUCCUGCAUAUUCAGAAUGACGGAACAUAUGAAUCUAUUGCCCAGUACCAUGGCAAACCAGGCAAAUGUGAAUUGAAUCAUCGUAGUAUUGCGUGCUGCGUUCAUGGUAUGCCUACCUUCCCCCAGUGGCACAGACUGUAUGUGGCUCAGGUUGAGAAUGCUCUCCUAAACAGGGGAUCUGGUGUAGCUGUUCCUUACUGGGAGUGGACUUCUCCCAUAGAUCAUCUACCUCAUUUCAUUGAUGAUGCAACGUACUUCAAUUCCCGACAACAACGAUACGAUCCUAAUCCUUUCUUCAGGGGAAGGAUUACUUUUGAAAAUGCAGUGACAACAAGGGACCCACAGGAAGGGCUCUUCAACUCAGAUUACAUGUACGAGAAUGUUUUACUUGCACUAGAGCAGGAAAAUUAUUGUGACUUUGAAAUUCAAUUUGAGCUUGUUCAUAACGCACUUCAUUCCAUGUUGGGAGGUAAAGGACAGUACUCCAUGUCCUCCCUGGACUAUUCUGCAUUUGAUCCCGUCUUCUUCCUCCAUCAUGCCAACACGGACAGAUUAUGGGCAAUCUGGCAGGAACUACAAAGAUACAGAGAUCUUCCUUAUGAAGAAGCCAACUGUGCAAUCAACCUCAUGCAUCAACCACUGAAGCCAUUCAGCGAUCCGCAUGAGAAUCACGACAAUAUCACUUUAAAAUACUCAAAACCACAGGACGGUUUCGACUACCAGAACCACUUCGGGUACAAGUACGACAACCUUGAGUUCCAUCAUCUAUCGAUCCCAAGUCUUGAUGUUACCCUGAAGCAAAGGAAACAUCAUGAUAGGGUGUUUGCAGGCUUCCUUCUUCAUAACAUAGGAACUUCCGCUGACAUAACUAUCUACAUAUGUCUGCCUGAUGGACGUCGUGGUCAUGACUGCAGUCAUGAAGCUGGAACAUUCUAUCUCCUUGGAGGCGAAACAGAGAUGCCUUUUAUCUUUGACCGUUUGUAUAAAUUUGAAAUCACCAAACCAUUGCAGAAGCUAGGCGUCAAGCUGCAUGGUGGAGUUUUCGAACUGGAGCUUGAGAUCAGGGCAUACAAUGGUUCAUAUCUGGAUUCUCAUACCUUUGAUCCAACUAUCAUCUUUGAGCCUGGGACAGAUACCCACAUCUUGGACCACGACCAUAAGGAAGAGAUUCUUGUCAGGAAGAAUAUAAAUGAUUUGAGUCCUAGGGAGAGGGUUUCUCUUGUCAGAGCAUUGGAGGGAAUGAAGAAUGAUCGCUCUUCUGAUGGAUACCAAGCCAUCGCUUCUUUCCAUGCCCUGCCGCCACUCUGUCCUAAUCCAGCUGCAGCUCACCGUUAUGCUUGUUGUGUCCACGGUAUGGCUACAUUUCCCCAGUGGCACAGGCUGUACACUGUGCAGUUCCAGGAUGCACUGAGAAGACAUGGUUCAUUUGUGGGUGUUCCUUACUGGGACUGGACGAAGCCAGCCACCGAGUUACCCAAGCUUCUUUCUUCGCAGACAUUUCAUGAUCCAAUCCACAAUAUUAAUAUUUCAAAUCCAUUCUUCCAAGCUGAUAUAGAAUUUGAAGGAGCGGGCGUUCAUACCGAGAGGCACAUAGAUGCAGAUCUCCUGUUUCACAGUGGGGAUCAUGACGGAUACCAUAACUGGUUCUUUGAGACUGUUCUCUUUGCUUUGGAACAGGAAGAUUACUGCAAUUUUGAAAUACAGUUUGAGAUAGCCCAUAAUGGCAUUCACACAUGGAUUGGUGGAAACGCAGUAUAUGGCAUGGGACACCUUCACUAUGCUUCUUAUGAUCCAAUCUUCUACAUCCACCAUUCACAGACGGACAGAAUAUGGGCUAUUUGGCAAGAGCUGCAGAAGUACAGGGGCCUAUCUGGUUCAGAAGCAAACUGUGCCAUUGACCAUAUGAGAACACCUUUGAAGCCUUUCAGCUUUGGGCCACCUUAUAAUUUGAAUCAUCAUACGCAAGAAUUUUCAAAGCCUGAGGACACUUUUGACUAUAAGAAGUUUGGAUACAGAUAUGAUAAUCUGGAGUUGGAGGGACGGUCAAUUGCUCAUCUUGAUGAACUUAUCAAGGAAAGGCAGGAGCAAGACAGAACUUUUGCAGGGUUCCUUCUUAAAGGUUUUGGUACUUCCGCAACUGUGUCAUUCGAAAUUUGCAGAGUUGAUCACACAUGUGAAAAAGCCGGGUAUUUCACUGUUCUGGGAGGAUCCGCAGAAAUGCCAUGGGUGUUCGACAGGCUCUACAAGUACGACAUUACUAAGACUCUCCACGAUAUGCACCUGAGGCACGAGGAUACCUUCUCUGUAAAAGUAACUGUCACUUCUUACAAUGGAACAGUACUCUCGGGAGACCUCAUCCAGACACCGUCCAUCAUAUUUGUACCUGGGCGCCAUAAGCUAAAUUCACGGAAACAUGCACCUAACAAGAUCCGCCAUGAGUUAAGUAGCCUUAGUUCCCGUGACAUAGCAAGCUUGAAGGCUGCGUUGACAAGUCUUCAACAUGAUAAUGGAACUGAUGGUUAUCAAGCCAUUGCUGCAUUCCAUGGCGUCCCUGCGCAGUGCCACGAUGCAUCUGGACGUGAGAUCGCUUGUUGCAUCCAUGGUAUGGCGACAUUCCCCCACUGGCACAGGUUGUACACCCUCCAGUUGGAACAGGCCUUGAGCAGACAUGGUUCCAGUGUUGCGGUGCCUUACUGGGAUUGGACCAAGCCAAUUACUGAACUACCACACCUUUUGACAGAUGGAGAAUAUUACGAUGUUUGGCAAAAUGCCGUCAUAACCAAUCCAUUUGCAAGAGGUUAUGUGAAAUUUAAAGAUGCAUUCACAGUGAGAAAUGUCCAGGAAGGUCUGUUCAAAAUGUCAACUUUUGGAAAGCACUCACUUCUGUUUGACCAGGCUUUGUUGGCUCUUGAACAAACUGACUACUGUGACUUCGAAGUUCAGUUUGAAGUGAUGCACAACACGAUCCACUAUCUCGUUGGAGGACGUCAAACGUACGCCUUCUCCUCUCUUGAGUAUUCAUCAUACGAUCCAAUCUUCUUUAUCCAUCACUCAUUUGUUGACAAAAUAUGGGCUGUAUGGCAAGAACUGCAAAGCAGGAGACAUCUACAGUAUAAGGCAGCUGAUUGUGCUGUGGGGCUAAUGAGUAAGGCAAUGAGACCUUUCAACAAGGAUUUCAACCACAACUCAUUCACGAAGAAGCAUGCAGUUCCAAAUACAGUAUUUGACUAUGAAGAUCUUGGCUAUAACUAUGACAACCUUGAACUCAGUGGUUUGAACCUGAAUGAAAUCGAGGCGUUGAUAACAAAACGAAAGUCACAUGCUAGAGUCUUUGCUGGUUUCCUGUUGUUUGGACUAGGAACCUCGGCUGAUAUACAUUUGGACAUUUGCAAGACAUCUGAAAACUGCCAUCAUGCUGGUGUGAUCUUCAUCCUGGGAGGUUCUGCAGAGAUGCAUUGGGCAUACAACCGACUCUACAAGUAUGACAUUACAGAAGCACUGCAUGAAUUUGACAUCAACCCUGAAGAUGUUUUCCAUGCUGAUGAACCAUUUUUCCUGAAGCUGUCUGUGGUUGCUGUGAAUGGGACUGUCAUUCCAUCGUCUCUCCUUCACCAGCCAACAAUAAUUUAUGAACCAGGUGAAGGUCAUCAUGAUGACCACGAGUCGGGAAGCAUAGCAGGGUCUGGUGUCCGCAAGGAUGUGAACACCCUUACAAAGGCUGAGACUGACAACCUGAGGGAAGCACUUAAAGGUGUAAUGGACGACCAUGGUCCCAAUGGUUUUCAAGCUAUUGCUGCUUUCCAUGGAAAGCCAGCUUUGUGUCCCAUGCCUGAUGGCCACAACUAUUCAUGUUGCACUCAUGGCAUGGCUACCUUCCCACACUGGCAUCGCCUUUACACGAAGCAAAUGGAGGAUGCAUUGAAGUCUCAUGGAUCUCUCGUUGGCCUUCCCUACUGGGACUGGACUACUGCCUUUACCCAUCUGCCAACACUUGUCAUCGACACCGAAAACAAUCCUUUCAACCAUGGCCACAUUGAGUAUCUCGAUGUCGACACAACCCGUUCCCCCAGAGACAUGCUGUUCAACGACCCCGAACACGGAUCAGAGUCGUUCUUCUACAGACAAGUCCUCCUGGCCCUGGAGCAAACUGAUUUCUGCCAAUUCGAGGUUCAGUAUGAGAUAACCCACAAUGCUAUCCAUUCGUGGACAGGUGGUCACAGUCCUUAUGGAAUGUCCACUCUCGACUUCACAGCCUACGAUCCACUGUUCUGGCUUCAUCACUCCAACACUGACAGAAUCUGGGCUAUCUGGCAAGCUUUGCAAGAAUACAGAGGACUCCCAUACAACCAUGCCAAUUGUGAGAUCCAGGCAAUGAAAACGCCCCUGAGACCUUUCAGUGACGAGAUCAACCACAAUCCAGUCACUAAGGCUAACUCAAAGCCAGUAGAUGUGUUCGAGUAUAAUCGAUUAAGCUUCCAGUACGACAACCUCAUUUUCCAUGGGUAUAAUAUUCCGGACCUUGAUCACAUGCUUGAAGAAAGGAAGCAGGAAGACAGAAUAUUUGCCGCCUUCCUUCUCAGUGGAAUCAAGCAUAGUGCUGAUGUAGUUUUCGAUAUAUGCCAACCAGGUCACGAAUGUGUGUUCGCAGGCACUUUUGCGAUUUUGGGAGGAGAGCUCGAAAUGCCCUGGUCCUUUGACAGACUGUUCCGCUAUGACAUCACCAAAGUCAUGAAGCAGCUGCACCUGAGACACGAUUCGGACUUCACGUUUAGGGUGAAGAUUGUCGGCAUUGACGACCACGAGCUUCCCUCUGACAGUUUCAAAGCACCAACUAUUGAAUUUGAACCAGGGGUACACGACGGAGGGAAACACGACGAUGGACACCAUGACGACAGACACUCAGAUGUCCUGAUCAGGAAAGAAGUUGACUUUCUCUCCCUGCAGGAGGCCAAUGCCAUUAAGGAUGCACUGUACAAGCUCCAGAAUGACAACGGUAAAGGAGGCUUUGAGGCCAUAGCUGGCUAUCACGGGUAUCCUAAUAUGUGCCCAGAACAUGGUACCGACAAGUAUCCCUGCUGCGUGCAUGGAAUGCCUGUGUUCCCUCACUGGCAUCGCCUGCAUACCAUUCAGAUGGAGAGAGCUCUUAAAAACCAUGGUUCGCCGAUGGGCAUUCCUUACUGGGAUUGGACAAAGAAGAUGUCGAGUCUUCCAGCAUUCUUUACAGAUGCCGGUAAUGGCAACCCCUUCUACAAAUAUUAUAUAAGGGGUGUGCAGCAUGAAACAACCAGGGAAAUUAAUCCUAUAAUCUUUAAUCAGACCAAGUUUGGUGAACAUGAUUACCUAUACUACCUGAGUCUGCAAGUCCUGGAAGAAAACUCAUACUGUGACUUUGAGGUUCAGUAUGAGAUCCUUCACAACGCCAUCCAUGCCUGGCUCGGAGGACGUGGAAGGUAUUCCAUGUCUACCCUUGAGUAUUCAGCGUUUGACCCUGUCUUCAUGAUUCAUCACUCUAGUUUGGAUAGAAUCUGGAUCCUUUGGCAGAAGUUGCAAAAGAGAAGAAUGAAGCCUUACUACGCAAUAGACUGUGCUGGAGAUAGACUAAUGAAGGCCCCCCUGCAUCCCUUCAACUACGAAACCGUCAAUGAAGAUGAGUUCACUCGAACCAACUCUUACCCAAACAUAGUGUUUGACCACUACAGGUUCAACUAUGAAUACGAUAACUUGAGAGUCAGAGGUCAUGACAUACCUGAGCUUGAAGAGGUACUUAAGGAAUUACGAAACAAAGAUCGCAUAUUUGCUGGUUUUGUUUUGUCGGGCUUACAGAUAUCAGCUACAGUGAAAGUAUUCAUUCAUUCGAAAAACGAAACAAUUCACGAAGAAUAUGCAGGAGAAUUUGCAGUUUUGGGAGGUGAGAAGGAGAUGCCAUGGGCAUAUGAAAGAAUGCUAAAAUUGGACAUCACCGAUGCUGUGAAUAAGCUUCACCUGAAAGAUGAAGACAUACGUUUUAGAAUGGACGUUACUGCCUACAACGGUGACAUUGUUACUACCCAGCUGUCUCAGCCAUUCAUCGUCCACCGUCCAGCUCAUGUGUCCCACGACAUCUUAGUAAUCCCAGUAGGUGCCGGCCAUGCCCUGCCCCCUAAGGUGGUAGUGAAGGGUGGCACCAAAAUUGAGUUUACACCAAUAGAUUCGUCGGUGGACAGGUCGAUGGUAGAGCUGGGCAGCUUUACUGCUUUGGCUAAAUGCAUCGUUCCUCCUUUCACAUACCACGGCUUUGAACUGAACAAAGUGUACAGCGUCCAUCACGGGGACUACUACAUCACUGCGGGCACUAAGGAGUUGUGUAAGCAGAACCUGAGGCUCAACAUCCACGUGGAACACGAUGUUGCUCUGGCAGUGUGGACUGUGUCUCAGGGGUCAGCAUCAUCGCCAGAAACUACUGGAUUGAUCAUGUGGACGGUCGUGGCGUUGUUAAUGAUCCCCCUUCUCUUUGGGGGGACCCUGUCUUCAGUUGACACCGUUAUCAGAAAGAAUGUGGACAACUUGACCACAGAUGAGCUCCUGGCCCUGGAGGAAGCAAUGCAUGACAUCCAGCAGGAUGAGGGUGCCAUGGGAUACCAGGCCAUUGCCGCUUAUCACGGAGCGCCGGCAGGAUGUGUUGACGGUCACGGCCGCAAGGUGGCGUGUUGUCUCCACGGCAUGCCCUCGUUUCCGUUGUGGCAUCGUCUGUACGUUGUGCAGUUGGAGCGUGCUAUGAUGAGGCACAAGUCCACUGUGAGCAUCCCGUACUGGGACUGGACACAGCCUCUAACUCACCUCCCAGAUCUGGUGUCAGAUCCUUUGUUUGUGGACCCGGAAGGAGGAAAGGCCCAUGACAACGCAUGGUAUCGCGGAAAUAUCAAGUUUGAGCAUCAGAAGACUGCAAGAGCUGUUGAUGACCGCCUGUUCGAGAAGGUUGGACCAGGAGAGCAUACCCGACUCUUUGAGGGAAUUCUCGAUGCACUUGAACAGGACGAAUUCUGCAAGUUUGAGAUCCAGUUUGAACUGGCACAUAAUGCCAUCCACUACCUGGUUGGCGGUCGACACACGUACUCCAUGUCUCAUCUCGAGUACACCUCCUACGACCCCCUCUUCUUCCUCCACCACUCCAACACCGACCGCAUCUUCGCCAUCUGGCAGCGUCUUCAGCAGCUCAGAGGAAAGGACCCCAACUCCGCCAACUGUGCACACAACCUCAUCCACCAGCCAAUGGAACCGUUCCAACGGGACACGAACCCUCUUGACCUUACCAGGGAAAACUCCAAACCAAUUGACACCUUUGAUUACUCCCACCUAGGCUACCAGUAUGAUGACUUGACCUUGAACGGUAUGACACCUGAGGAAUUGAACUCAUACCUGCAUGAAAGGUCAGGCAAGGAGAGGGUCUUCGCAAGCUUCCGACUCUCAGGUUUCGGCGGCUCUGCCAACGUGGUUGUCUACGCCUGCCGCCCCGCUCACGACGAAAUAGCUGUGGAUCAGUGCAUCAAAGCCGGGGAUUUCUUUGUAUUGGGCGGCCCCACCGAGAUGCCUUGGAUGUUUUACAGAGCGUUCCACUACGACGUCACUGACAGCAUCGCCGAGAUCGACACCGACAGCCACCGUCACUAUUAUGUAAAGGCGGAAUUAUUUAGUGUAAAUGGAAGUGCUCUCCCAAAUGAUCUCCUGCCUCAACCCACUAUCGCACAUAGGCCAGCCCGUGGACACGUUGAUGAGCCCCCACCCCAUUCUUCCAACGCCCACCUCGCCGUCAGGAAGGACAUCAACCAUCUGACACGUGAGGAAGUGUACGAGCUGCGCCGAGCUAUGGAGAGAUUCCAGAACGACAAGUCUGUUGAUGGUUACCAGGCUACGGUUGAGUAUCAUGGUUUACCUGCUCGAUGUCCAUUCCCCGAGGCCACAAAUAGAAUCGCCUGUUGCAUCCACGGCAUGGCAACAUUCCCCCACUGGCACAGGCUGUUCGUUACCCAAGUGGAAGAUGCAUUGAUCAGACGGGGAUCUCCUAUUGGUGUCCCCUACUGGGACUGGACGCAGCCUAUGGCUCAUCUCCCAGGACUUGCUGACAACGACACGUAUGAAGAUCCCAUCAACGGAGAAAGCAGGCACAACCCUUUCCACGAUGCUGACGUUGCCUUUGAAAAUGGGCGCACAGAGCGUCACCCCGAUGCAAGAUUGUUUGAACAACCCCGAUUUGGCAAACAUACGCGUCUUUUCGACAGUAUGGUCUAUGCUUUUGAGCAGGAUGACUUCUGUGAUUUUGAAGUUCAAUUUGAGUUGACCCAUAAUAAUAUCCACGCCUGGAUUGGUGGAGGCGAAAAGUAUUCCAUGUCUUCUCUACACUACACAGCCUUCGACCCCAUCUUCUACCUGCAUCACUCCAACACUGACCGUCUCUGGGCAAUUUGGCAAGCCUUGCAGAUUAGACGAAACAGACCUUAUAAGGCACAUUGUGCUUGGUCUGACGAACGUCAGCCUCUGAAACCGUUCGCUUUCAGUUCCCCACUAAACAACAACGACAAAACCUACAAAAACUCAGUUCCCACCAACGUAUACGAUUACGAAGGAGUUCUUGGCUAUACUUACGAUGACCUCAACUUCGGUGGCAUGGACUUGGGUGAGCUUGAGGAAUACAUCGAUAGGCAGAGACAGAGAGACCGGACCUUUGCUGGCUUCUUUCUGUCGCAUAUUGGUACAUCAGCGAAUGUUGAAAUCUUUAUAGACCAGGGAACGGACCAUACCCUCGUCGGCACUUUUGCUGUCCUUGGCGGAGAGAAGGAGAUGAAAUGGGGAUUUGAUCGUAUGUACAAAUAUGAGAUUACAGAUGAACUGAAGCAGCUUAAUCUCCAUGCUAAUGACGGUUUUAGCAUCACUGUGAAAGUAACUGAUGUUGAUGGUACUCUGCUGUCCUCUGAACUCAUCCCAUCUGCAGCUAUCAUCUUCGAACGAGGCCAUAUUGAUCAUCAUGAUCAUCAUCAUGACACAAUCAUCAGGAAAAAUGUUGAUCAUCUUACACCCGAGGAAGUUAAUUCUCUCAGGAGGGCAAUGGAAGACCUGCAAUCAGACAAAACUGCUGGUGGAUUCCAGCAGAUUGCUGCUUUUCAUGGGGAGCCCAAAUGGUGCCCAAGUCCCGAUGCUGAGAAGAAGUUCUCCUGCUGUGUUCAUGGAAUGGCUGUCUUCCCCCACUGGCACAGACUCCUCACUGUGCAAGGCGAGAAUGCCCUGAGAAAGCAUGGAUAUUUCGGAGCUCUUCCCUACUGGGACUGGACUAGGCCCCUGUCUCACCUCCCUGACUUGGUUAGUCAGCCGAACUACACAGAUGCCACCUCCAACCAGGACACCCGAAACCCCUGGUUCAGCGGCCAUAUUGAUUCAGUUGGUGCUGACACAACAAGACGCGUACGUGACGAACUGUACGAAGCUCCUGGAUUCGGUCAUUACACUGGGGUCGCUAAGCAAGUCCUUCUGGCUUUGGAGCAGGACGACUUCUGCGAUUUUGAAAUCCAGUAUGAGAUAGCUCACAAUUUCAUCCACGCUCUUGUCGGCGGAAGCGAACCAUAUGGUAUGGCAUCACUCCGUUACACAACUUAUGAUCCAAUUUUCUACCUCCAUCACUCUAACACUGACAGACUCUGGGCUAUCUGGCAAGCUCUACAAAAGUACCGAGGAAAACCUUACAAUUCCGCCAACUGCGCCAUUGCUUCCAUGAGGAAACCCCUACAACCAUUUGGCCUUACUGAUGAGAUCAACCCGGAUGAGGAGACGAGACAGCAUGCUGUUCCUUUCAGUGUCUUUGAUUACAAGAACAACUUCAAGUAUGAAUAUGAUACCCUUGACUUCAAUGGACUCUCAAUUUCCCAGCUGGACCGUGAACUGUCACGGAGAAAGUCUCAUUGCAGAACAUUUGCUGGAUUUCUGCUGCACGGUAUUCAGCAGUCUGCACUGGUUAAGUUCUUUGUCUGCAAAUCAGAUGAUGACUGUGACCACUAUGCUGGUGAGUUCUACAUCCUUGGUGAUGAAGCUGAAAUGCCUUGGGGCUAUGAUCGUCUUUACAAAUAUGAGAUAACUGAGCAGCUCACGGCUCUGGAUCUUCACAUCGGAGACAGAUUCUUCAUCAGAUACGAAGCGUUUGACCUUCAUGGUACAAGCCUUGGAAGCAACAUCUUCCCCAAACCAUCUGUCAUACAUGAAGAAGGGGCAGGUCACCAUCAGGCUGACGAGUACGAUGAGGUUGUAACUGCUGCAAGUCACAUCAGAAAAAAUCUAAAAGAUCUGUCUGAGGGAGAAGUUGAGAGCCUGAGGUCUGCCUUCCUGCAACUUCAGAACGACGGUGUCUAUGAGAAUAUUGCUAAGUUCCACGGCAAGCCUGGGUUGUGUGAUGACAACGGUCACAAAGUUGCCUGCUGUGUGCAUGGCAUGCCCACAUUUCCUCAGUGGCAUAGACUCUAUGUCCUCCAGGUUGAGAAUGCUUUGCUGGAGAGAGGAUCUGCCGUCUCUGUGCCAUAUUGGGACUGGACAGAAUCAUUUGAGGAGCUCCCAUCUUUGAUUGCUGAUGCUACCUAUUUCAAUUCCCGUCAACAAUCUUUCGACCCUAAUCCAUUCUUCAGAGGUAAAAUCAGUUUUGAGAAUGCUGUUACAACACGCGAUCCCCAGCCUGAGCUGUACAAUAGCAGAUACUAUUAUGAAAACGUCAUGUUGGCUUUUGAACAGGACAACUAUUGCGACUUUGAGAUACAGUUUGAGAUGGUUCACAAUGUUCUCCAUGCUUGGCUUGGUGGAAGAGCUACUUAUUCUAUUUCUUCUCUUGAUUAUUCCGCGUUCGACCCUGUGUUUUUCCUCCAUCAUGCAACCACAGAUAGAUUGUGGGCAAUCUGGCAGGAGUUGCAGAGAUACAGAAAGAAGCCAUACAAUGAAGCUGAUUGUGCCAUUAACCUGAUGCGCAAACCUCUGCAUCCCUUCGACAACCCUGAGCUAAAUCAUGAUCCUGUAACCUUUAAAUACUCAAGACCAGCUGAUGGAUUUGACUAUCAGAACCAUUUUGGAUACAAGUAUGACAACCUUGAGUUCAAUCACUUCAGUAUUCCCAGGCUUGAGGAAAUUAUUCGCAUACGACAACGUCAAGACCGUGUGUUUGCAGCAUUCCUCCUUCACAACAUUGGGACAUCUGCAACUGUCGAGAUUUUUGUAUGUGUGCCAACCAGCAACGGUGAGCAAAACUGUGAAAACAAAGCCGGAACAUUUGCUGUACUUGGGGGAGAAACAGAGAUGGCAUUCCAUUUUGACAGACUCUACAAGUUUGACAUUAGUGAAACUCUUAGAGACCUUGGCAUACAACUGGACAGCCACGACUUCGACCUCAGCAUCAAGAUCCAAGGAGUAAAUGGAUCUUACCUUGAUCCACACAUCCUUCCAGAGCCAUCCUUGAUUUUUGUGCCCGGUUCCAGUUCUUUCCUGCGUGCUGAUGGCCAUACAGAAGACAUUCUUGUCAGAAAAGAAGUGAACAGUCUGACAACCAGGGAGACUGCAUCUCUGAUCCAUGCUCUACGAAGUAUGCAGGAAGAUCACUCACCUGAUGGGUUCCAGGCCAUUGCUUCGUUCCAUGCUCUGCCACCACUCUGCCCUUCACCAUCUGCAGCUGACCGUUAUGCGUGUUGUGUCCACGGUAUGGCUACAUUUCCCCAGUGGCACAGGCUGUACACUGUGCAGUUUCAGGAUGCACUGAGAAGACAUGGAGCUAAGACAGGUGUACCUUACUGGGAUUGGCUGCGUCCACAGUCUCACCUACCAGAGCUUGUCACCAUGGAGACAUACCAUGAUAUUUGGAGUAAUAGAGAUUUUCCAAAUCCUUUCUUCCGAGCCAAUAUUGAGUUUGAAGGAGAAGGCAUUACAACACAGAGAGAAGUCACUGCAGACAAGCUUUUUGUCAAGGGAGGGCACGUUUUUGAUAACUGGUUCUUUAAACAAGCCAUCCUAGCGCUAGAGCAGGAAAACUACUGUGACUUUGAAAUUCAGUUUGAGAUUCUUCACAAUGGUGUUCACACGUGGGUUGGAGGCAGUCAUACCCACUCUCUGGGACAUCUCCAUUACGCAUCCUAUGACCCUCUCUUCUACCUCCAUCACUCCCAGACAGACCGUAUUUGGGCAAUCUGGCAAGAACUCCAGGAACAGAGAGGGCUCUCGGGAGAUGAGGCGCACUGUGCUCUCGAGCAGAUGAGAGAACCAUUGAAGCCUUUCAGCUUCGGCGCUCCUUAUAACUUGAAUCAGCUAACACAUGAUUUCUCCCGGCCAGAGGAUACCUUCGACUAUAAGAAGUUUGGUUAUGAAUAUGACAGCUUAGAAUUUCUGGGAAUGUCAAUUGCUGAGCUGGAUCAAUACAUUAUUGAACAUCAAGAACAUGAUAGAGUCUUCGCUGGGUUCCUGUUGAGUGGAUUUGGAGGUUCUGCAUCGGUUAAUUUCCAGGUUUGUAGACCUGAUUCCACAUGUCAGGAUGCUGGUUACUUCACCGUACUUGGAGGCAGUGCUGAGAUGGCGUGGGCAUUUGACCGGCUGUACAAAUAUGACAUUACUGAUACUCUGGAGAAGAUGCACCUUCGAUAUGAUGAUCCUUUCACAAUCUCUGUCUCUCUGACCGCCAACAAUGGGACUGCCCUGAGCAGCAGUCUAAUCCCAACACCAAGUGUUAUUUUCCAACGUGGACAUCGUGACAUAAAUACCCGGAGCAUGCCACCUAACCGUGUUCGCCAUGAUUUGAGUCAUCUGUCUGCGAGGGAUCUGUCUAGUCUGAAAUCGGCCCUGAGAGACCUACAAGAGGACGAUGGUCCGAAUGGAUACCAGGCUCUUGCAGCCUUCCACGGUCUACCGGCUGGCUGUCAUGACAGUCAAGGACAUGAGAUUGCCUGCUGUAUUCACGGAAUGCCGACCUUCCCCCAGUGGCACAGACUGUACACCCUACAGAUGGAGCAGGCUCUCAGGAAGCAUGGGUCAUCUGUCGCUAUCCCCUACUGGGACUGGACAAAGCCUAUCUCCGAACUACCCGAUCUCUUCACCAGCCCGGAAUAUUAUGAUCCAUGGCAUGAUGCUGUUGUAAACAACCCAUUCUCCAAAGGUUUUGUCAAAUUUGCAAACACCUACACUGUCCGAGACACACAGGACAUGCUGUUCCACCUUGCUGAAACUGGAGAAUCAGUUCUCUUUGAGCAAACUCUUCUUGUUCUGGAGCAAACCGACUACUGCGAUUUUGAAGUACAAUUUGAGGUACUCCAUAACGUGAUCCACUACCUCGUUGGUGGACGUCAGACCUACGCGUUGUCUUCUCUGCACUAUGCAUCCUAUGACCCACUCUUCUUUAUACACCAUUCCUUUGUGGAUAAGAUCUGGGUAGUAUGGCAAGCUCUUCAAAAGAGGAGGAAACUUCAAUACAAGCGAGCAGACUGUGCAGUUAACCUCAUGACCAAACCAAUGAGGCCAUUUGACUCUGAUAUGAAUCAUAACCCAUUUACCAAGAUACAUGCAGUUCCCAACACACUCUAUGACUAUGAGAGACUAUACUACAGCUAUGAUAACCUCGAACUAGGUGGCAGGACCCUCGACCAGCUGCAGGCUGAAAUUGACAGAAGGAGAAGCCACGAUCGUGUUUUUGCUGGUUUCUUGCUUCGUGGAAUCGGAACUUCUGCUGAUGUCAGGUUCUGGAUCUGUAGAAAUGAAAAUGACUGCCACAGGGCUGGAAUAAUCUUCAUCUUGGGUGGAGCCAAGGAAAUGCCAUGGUCAUUUGACAGAAACUUCAAGUUUGAUAUCACCCAAGUACUCGAGAAAGCUAACAUCCAUCCAGAGGAUGUGUUUGAUGCUGAGGAACCAUUCUAUAUCAAGGUUGAAAUCCAUGCUGUCAACAAGACCAUGAUACCGUCAUCUGUGAUCCCAGCCCCAACUAUCAUCUAUUCUCCUGGGGAAGGUCACGCUGCUGACAGCGCACACUCUGCUGACAUCGCUGGGUCUGGAGUCAGGAAGGAUGUCACGACACUCACUGUAUCUGAGACUGAGAACCUGAGACACGCUCUUCAAGGUGUCAUCGAUGACACUGGUCCCAAUGGUUACCAAGCAAUAGCAUCUUUCCACGGAAGUCCUCCAAUGUGCGAGAUGAACGGCCACAAGGUUGCGUGUUGCGCUCACGGUAUGGCCUCCUUCCCUCACUGGCACAGACUGUUCGUGAAACAGAUGGAAGAUGCUCUGGCUGCCCAUGGAUCACACAUCGGUAUCCCAUACUGGGACUGGACAACUGCCUUCACAGAGCUACCCGCCCUGGUCACAGACUCAGAAAAUAAUCCCUUCCAUCAUGGUCACAUUGAUCAUCUCGGAGUAACAACGUCCCGAUCCCCUAGAGACAUGCUGUUCAACGACCCAGAGCAGGGAUCAGAGUCGUUCUUCUACAGGCAAGUCCUCCUGGCUCUGGAACAGACUGACUACUGCCAGUUCGAAGUCCAGUUUGAGCUGACCCACAACGCUAUUCACUCCUGGACAGGUGGACGAAGCCCUUAUGGAAUGUCUACCCUCGAGUUCACUGCCUACGAUCCUCUCUUCUGGCUUCACCACUCCAACACCGACAGAAUCUGGGCUGUCUGGCAAGCACUGCAGAAGUACAGAGGUCUCCCAUACAACGAAGCACACUGUGAAAUCCAGGUCCUAAAACAACCUUUGGUACCGUUCAGCGAUGAAAUCAACCACAAUCCAAUCACUAAGGCUAAUGCCAGGGCUGUCGAUUCAUUUGAUUAUGAGAGGUUCAACUAUCAGUAUGACACUCUUAGUUUCCAUGGUAAAAGCAUCCCUGAACUGCAUGACCUACUUGAGGAAAGGAAAAGAGAAGAGAGAACAUUUGCUGCCUUCCUUUUACGUGGAAUCCGCUGCAGUGCUGAUGUCGUCUUUGACAUCUGCCGACCCAAUGGUGACUGUGUCUUUGCAGGAACCUUUGCAGUCCUGGGAGGGGAACUGGAAAUGCCCUGGUCCUUCGACAGACUAUUCCGCUAUGACAUCACUAAAGUCAUGAAACAGCUCCAUCUCCAAUAUGAUUCAGAUUUCACGUUUAAGGUGAAGCUUGUUGCCACCAAUGGCACUGAGCUCUCGUCAGACCUGCUAAAGUCACCAACAAUUGAACAUGAUCUUGGAGCCCAUAGAGGACCAGUUGAAGAAACAGAAAUCACUCACUCACAUACUGACGGUCACGCACACUACCAUCGUAAGGAGGUUGAUUCUCUUUCCCUUGAUGAGGCAAACAACUUGAAGAAUGCUCUUUACAAGCUACAAAACGAUCACAGUCUAACGGGAUAUGAAGCAAUCUCUGGUUACCACGGAUACCCAAAUCUGUGUCCUGCAGAAGGAGAUGACAAAUACCCCUGCUGUGUCCACGGCAUGGCCAUCUUCCCCCACUGGCACAGACUCCUGACGAUCCAACUGGAGAGAGCUCUCAAGAGCAAUGGUGCACUGCUUGGUGUUCCUUACUGGGACUGGACCAAGGACCUGUCCUCACUGCCAUCAUUCUUCUCCGACUCUAGCAACAACAAUCCCUUCUACAAGUACCACAUUGCAGGUGUUGGUCAUGACACCGUAAGAGAGCCAAAUGAUCUUAUAUAUAACCAGCCAAAGAUCCAUGGCUAUGAUUACCUCUAUUACCUAGCGUUGACAACACUUGAAGAAGACAACUACUGUGACUUUGAGGUUCAGUACGAGAUUCUCCACAACGCUGUCCACUCUUGGCUAGGAGGAUCCCAGAAGUAUUCCAUGUCUACUCUGGAAUACUCUGCCUUUGACCCUGUCUUCAUGAUCCUUCACUCGGGUCUAGACAGACUUUGGAUCAUUUGGCAAGAACUUCAGAAGAUCAGGAGAAAGCCAUACAACUUCGCUACAUGUGCCUAUCACAUGAUGGAAGAACCACUGGCACCUUUCAGCUACCCAUCUGUCAACCAGGACGACUUCACCCGUGCCAACUCCAAGCCUUCUACAGUUUUUGACAGCCAUAAAUUCGGCUACCAUUACGACAACCUGAAUGUUCGAGGUCACAACAUUCAAGAACUCAAUACCAUCAUCAAUGACUUGAGAAACACAGACAGAAUCUACGCAGGAUUUGUUCUGGCCGGCAUCGGGACGUCUGCUAGUGUCAAGAUCUAUCUCCGAACCCAUGACAAUGACGAAAAGGUUGGAACUUUCACUGUCCUGGGAGGAGAAAGAGAGAUGCCAUGGGCCUAUGAGAGAGUUUUCAAGUACGACAUCACAGAGGUUGCAGACAGACUUAAAUUAGGUUAUGGGGACACCUUUAAUUUCCGACUGGAGAUCACAUCCUACGACGGAACGGUGGUAAACAAGAGUCUACCCAAUCCUUUCAUCAUCUACAGACCUGCUCAUCAUGACUACGAUGUUCUUAUUAUCCCAGUAGGAAGUAACCUUCACAUCCCUCCCAAGGUCGUCGUCAAAAGAGGCACACGCAUCGAGUUCCAUCCAGUCGAUGAAUCAGUCACCAGACCAGUUGUGGAUCUUGGAAGCUACACUGCUCUCUUCAACUGUGUGGUACCACCAUUCACAUAUCACGGAUUCGAACUGAACCACGUUUAUUCUGUCAAGCCUGGUGACUACUAUGUAACUGGACCCACGAGGGACCUUUGCCGCAAUGCAGAUGUCAGGAUUCAUAUCCAUGUUGAGGAUGAGUAAAGAAACAGGGUUCCUCGUCUCCACGUAUUCACAUAUCAGCACCAAACGGUUUCGAAGGACAUUGAGGUCCUUCUCUGGCAAUGCAUUUCAAUUCAACAUCGAAAACGACUUCGGCAUUUCAGCGAGCUUCGAACGUGUUGGGGAAGUACUGAAAUGUGAUAAUGACUGAAUUAUUGUACAUACAUAACUUAUUGUAUAGUGAUGUUCAAUAAAUAAAUGUUGAAACAAAAA